Messenger RNA from Bufo gargarizans (Asiatic toad), 1678 nucleotides. RefSeq names its product oocyte zinc finger protein XlCOF6.1-like. The record is from RefSeq and is a predicted model, not a curated record. Bases 162 to 1364 code for a protein of 400 amino acids. Gene Ontology annotation, biological process: regulation of DNA-templated transcription. The transcript is spliced from 2 exons. NCBI's taxonomy places the organism in Eukaryota, Metazoa, Chordata, Amphibia, Anura, Bufonidae. Gene Ontology annotation, molecular function: DNA-binding transcription factor activity, RNA polymerase II-specific; RNA polymerase II cis-regulatory region sequence-specific DNA binding.
GAUCUUCUCACAAUUUUCUAGUUAUGGUUGGAAUAAGGAACUAACAAGUUGGAUUUAUACAGGAGACCUGCAGAUAUUUGGGUCAGAUAUCUCCUGCUGUCUGGUCAUUUUUGGUUGUCAUUCUAAUUACUGAUCUUCCACACGACUUCUCCAACCGUCUGAUGACUUCUAUAAUAUUUGUUUCACAGCUUGUGAAUCCGGGUGAAGAUCUGAAAAAUAUUAAUCCUACAGAGACAUAUGUGAUGGGUGAUGAGCAGAGUAUAGAGGACAUUCCUACAGAUAACCACCCAGAUGACUGCACCAGGAGCUCAGAUGGACAUGGGAUAUCUUCACAACAUACUAUGCCUCAAGAUGUAUAUGAACAGCAUAUCAUUAUCCCAGAUGUAUCCUCAGACUUUCACAGCAAAGAUCCAUCAUCUGAUUUUUUUCGAUGGAUCCGAUCUUCUGAUUUAUCACAGACUGUUAAGCAAAACAAAGAACACAGAAGGGGUGAACAUCAAAGAUGGGAAAAGCAAAUUUCAUUUUCAGAAUGUGGAAAAAGUUUUAUCCAGAAAUCAGACCUUGUUAAACAUCAGAGAAGUCACGAAGGGCAGAAGCAAUUUUCAUGCUCACACUGUGAGAAAUGUUAUAGCUGCAAAUUAGAUCUUAUUAGACAUCAGAGAAUUCACACAGAGGAGAAGCCAUUUUCAUGUUCAGAAUGUGGGAAAUGUUUUCACCGUAAAUCUAAUUUUGCUAGACAUCAGAGAACUCACACAGGGGAGAAGCCAUUUUCAUGCUCCGAAUGCGAGAAAGGUUUUAAUGCUAAAUCAGAUCUUGUUAGACAUCAGAGAAUUCACACUGGGGUGAAGCUAUUUUCAUGUUUAGAAUGCGGGACAUAUUUUACCCAGAAGAAAGACGUUGUUAUACAUCAGAGAAAUCACACAGGGGAGAAGCCAUUUUCAUGCUCAGAAUGCGAGAAAUGUUUUAAUUAUAAAUCACAUCUUGUUAGACAUCAGAGAAUUCACACAGAGGAGAAGCCAUUUUCAUGUUCAGAAUGCGGAAAAUAUUUUACCCAGAAGCAAGACGUUGUUAUACAUCAGAGAACUCACACAGGGGAGAAGCCAUUUUCAUGCUCAGAAUGCAAGAAAUGUUUUAAUUAUAAAUCACAUCUUGUUAGACAUCAGAAAAUUCACACAGGGGAGAAGCCAUUUUCAUGUUUAGAAUGCGGGAAAUAUUUUACUCAGAAGAAAGACGUUGUUAUACAUCAGAGAACUCACACAGGGGAGAAGCCAUUUUCAUGCUCAGAAUGCGAGAAAUGUUUUAAUUAUAAAUCACAUCUUGUAAGACAUGAGAGAAUUCACACAGAGGAGAAGCCAUUUUCAUGAUCAGAAUGCGGUAAAUAUUUUACCCAGAAGCAAGACGUUGUUAUACAUCAGAGAACUCACAUAGGAGAGAAGCCAUUUUCAUGCUCAGAAUGCGAGAAAUGUUUUUAUAAUAAAUCAGAUCUUGUUAGACAUCAGAGAAUUACACAGGGGCGAGACCAUACUCAUGCUCGGAAUGUGGGAAAUGUUUUAAUCAGAAAACACAUCUUGGUUACCAUCAGAAAACUCAUACAGUUAAAAAGCCAAAGCUCUCAAGUUGCAGUCCAAGCAAGGGAAAUUAAUUUAAAGCACUAAAUGAUUAUUGAGAAAUUUCUGUA